AUGAGCAACUCAUCCUUGUCAGGAACUCUGGCUGACCAUACUCCCACUCGCAAGAUAUACACCAACAUAUAUCCUCCAAAGUCCAUGUUUAAGCCCAAUGGUGAAUCCACUCAAGCUAUGUUUCCUUCAAACGAAAUCAAUACGUCCAAAUACACUCUGUUGUCCUUUCUACCUCAUAACUUGAGAUUUGCCAACAUCUUCUUUUUAACACUUGCUAUUCUGCAGUUCUUUCCUACUUAUCAAUCAAUCAAUCCCUGGGUUGCUGCUCUUCCACUUAUUCUAAUCAUCACUGCCACCUGCAUUAAAGAUGCUUUUGAAGAUUAUCGUCGGCAUGGCUCGGAUUUAGCAGUCAAUACUCAAACUACUCUUAAACUCUCCAGUUGGAAAAAUCUCAACAAACCAUUCAUGAAGCCACGGUCUACAACUGCGUCCAUCAUUACUUCCAAAUUAAAUCAAAUUGGGUGGAUUUUGGGUAUUCAUAGACCUCGCAGUGCAGAAGAUUCUCGUCCCAAACAUGGUCAGAUUGAACCUGACACGAGUUUAAAUGAUGCAAACCACUAUGCAUCAUCCGUAUCUUCUCCAAUUGAACAGCCCUCUCCAGUUCGCAAACCAGACGAUCCUGAACUUUCAAAAGAGUGGCGAUAUGUUCAAUGGAAAGAUAUCAAAGUCGGCGAUCUGAUUCGACUACAAAACAACGAGCACAUUCCUGCAGACCUUAUUAUUCUGGCAUCAUCAGAGCCCGAAGGUCUGUGCUACAUUGAAACUAAAAAUCUAGACGGUGAAACCAACCUCAAAAUUAGAAAAGUAGUGAGUGAUACUCUUUCCAUAACAACUCCAAAUUGUCUUCGACAAUUUCAAUGUACAAUAGAAUGCGAAAAACCACAUCCAAGCAUUUACUUAUUUACGGGUACGUUGCUUCGUCAUAGAGCAACAUCUCAAAUUGAUCAAAACUCUGCUAAUGUUUCGCGUAUUCCAAUCAAUAUCAACUCGAUGCUUUUACGUGGUUGUGUUUUAAGAAACACAGAGUGGGUGUAUGGCAUUGUGGUUUAUACUGGUGUUGAAUCGAAAAUUAGACUGAAUUCAGGUGAUACGCCUAUAAAGCGAUCACUGAUUGAGGAUCAGACCAAUUUUUACAUGCAAGUAGCUUUCUUGGUACUGUUUUUAGCUCUCAUGGUAAUUCUGUCAAUUAUUUCGGCUGUUAUGGGAUACGUGCUGGAAAAAGCGGAUCAAGUGAAUCAAGCUCCAUGGCUUACAAACACAUUUUCAAGUGAUACCAUUGGGGUUUCAGAUGCAGUUGCCAUGUUUUGGGUUGCAAUCAUUUUGUUUCAAAACCUUGUUCCAAUCUCACUUUACAUUACCGUGGAAAUUGUCAAAUCGCUUCAGUCAUUUCUUAUAUACGAAGAUAUCGAACUCUAUGAUGAGACGUGCAAUGAGCCAUGCAUUCCACGAAGUUGGAAUCUGGCAGACGAUCUCGGCCAAAUAGAGUACAUAUUCAGCGACAAAACUGGCACCUUGACACGUAAUAUUAUGGAGUUCAAGCGAUGCUCAGUCAACAGCGUAAUCUACGGUCAUGAAACACAAAUUACCUCGAUUGAAGCUAUAUCCGACGAAUCUUUCAACACAAGCCAGAUUCCUAGCGACCAGCCCUUUGUUUACCAAGACUCUAAACCAUUUUCGGUAGUUCAGCUUGAGAAGGAUUUUUGCACUUUUCCCAAAGACUCUGUGCAUUAUAAAACCAUGUUUGAGUUUUUUAGUUGUCUGUCACUCUGCCACACUGUAUUGGUGUCAUCCAAUGCCGACACGGGAGAUAUUAUAUACAAGGCACAGAGUCCUGACGAGGCAGCUCUUGUCGAUGCAGCCAAAUCAGCUGGGUUUGUAUUUCAAUCUCGAGAAAAUACGACCGUGGGUGUUGUGAUGCUCGGAAAUCUGGAAACGUUUACUAUUCUCAAUAUCUUGGAAUUUACAUCGUCGAGAAAGCGCAUGAGUAUGAUUUUGAGGCGACGCAAUGGGGAAAUUGUGCUGUAUUGUAAAGGUGCAGAUUCAGUGAUUUUUGAACGACUGGCUGAAGAUCAGGAUGAGUUGAAAACCAAGACCAUGCAUGAUUUGGAACAUUUUGCUGGAGAAGGGUUAAGAACCCUUUGCUUGGCAUACGCUAUUUUAAGCGAAGCGGAAUAUGCAGCCUGGGAAAGAAGUUAUCAUUUGGCGUCCGUGUCGCUUGAAAAUCGGGAAGACUGCAUCGAAGAAGCUUCUAAUUUAAUUGAGCAAAACCUUUACCUUCUUGGUGCAACUGCCAUCGAAGACAAACUCCAAGAGGGAGUGCCUAAAUGCAUUCAAGUUUUUCUUGAAGCUGGUAUCAAAAUCAUUGUUCUCACGGGCGACAAGCUUGAAACUGCAAUCAACAUUGGAUAUUCGUGCAAUCUUUUAACAAAAGACAUGAGUCUGAUUGUUAUUCGCGGAGGAAAUAACAAGGAUGAUGAAGGCUCCACUUUGCAGCAGAUGCAAGAAGCCAUCAAGAGAUUCUUUGGCGAUGAAAAAGUCACCAUCGGAGGUGGGCAGACCAAAAGCAGUAAACAGCGAUUCGGUCUUGUGAUUGACGGCAGAGCGUUGUUUCAUGCUCUGGACGAUCACGCAAAAGAUACACUGGUGGAUCUGAUUGUCCGGUGUGAUGCAGUCAUUUGCUGUCGUGUCAGUCCACUUCAAAAAGCAAAGGUGGUUCAGCUGAUUAAAAGUACUCAAGAUUCCAUGUGUUUAGCUAUUGGCGAUGGUGCCAACGAUGUUGGCAUGAUUCAGGCUGCACAUGUUGGUGUGGGCAUUUCCGGUCAAGAAGGGCUACAAGCUGCCAUGGCAGCCGACUUUGUCAUUUCGCAGUUUCGGUUUCUUGAACGACUAUUGCUUGUUCAUGGACGUUGGUGCUACGUUCGCACAGGAUCAAUGAUUCUCAACUUUUUCUUUAAAAACAUCAUUUACACGCAAGUAGUAUGCCUUUUUGCUAUUUAUUCCAAACAGUCUGCGCAGCCUGUAUACGAUGUCGUCUAUAUGAUUUUAUCAAACGUUCUUUUUACAGCAGUUCCUGUCGGAAUUCUUGGUGCUUUUGACAAGGAUGUUUCUGCAGAAAUGGCGCAAAAAUUUCCACCACUCUACAAUAUAGGCAUAAUGCGAGUUGUGUUAACCCAUACGCAAGUGCUCAUCUACGUUGCUGAAGCAGUUUAUCAAGGAGUAGUGAUUUUCUUUGUUCAAUAUCUGGCUCUUCGAGAUGUGGCAAUUCAUGCAAAUGGACGUCCCGAAGACGCAUUAUACUUUUCCAUUUCGGUAGCAAUUUGCUGCCUCACCAUGACCAAUUUCUUUAUUGCCUUUUCAACACAUUUGUGGACGUGGAUUGUAUUUGCAGCUAUUCUAGGCACCAACACCAUUAUAUUUGUUUUUCUUGUGGUUUAUAUGGAAUUGCCAGCAUCACCAUGGCCUCACUAUGAAUCAAUUCUUUAUACUUCAUCAACGUUUUGGCUUUCAUUUAUACUGACAAUCACAUUGUGCAGUUUGCCAAAGUUUGCCUAUUUGUCUUUUUCGCGACUGAUUACACCAACCGAUACUGCUAUUGCGCAAGAGCAUGAGAAACAGCUUCAGAAACAACAUGGUACAGUAUGGCCAUCCCACGAAAUCAGAGAGCAGCCCCAUCAAUAUCCACCCGUACCUCAGAUACCACAAUCAAGAAAACGGAUAAGUAUGGCUUCAACUUCCUCACUUGCACGAUCAAGAUCCAGUGCAACCGAUCACAUUCGAAAUAGAAGACGGUCCAAACUGACUCCACUCCAUAUCAACCUGCAACUACAAGAAGACGACUUUUUCUAUGCAAAUGGUGUCGAAGAAAGAGGUAUACCGCAACUUACUACUUUAGAUGCUACAUCGGUGGUCAAGGAACAUGGGUUUGGAUUCGCUCAUUCCCCUGGUGCUAGAUCGAGUAUUUUGCCUAGGUUAUCGCUAAAUCAUGAAGCCAGUGAAUCAUGA
This is a messenger RNA of Batrachochytrium dendrobatidis JAM81, 4002 nucleotides long. RefSeq lists its product as uncharacterized. The coding region runs from base 1 to 4002 and encodes 1333 amino acids. The transcript has 9 exons. Gene Ontology annotation, biological process: phospholipid translocation. Gene Ontology annotation, cellular component: trans-Golgi network; plasma membrane. Gene Ontology annotation, molecular function: magnesium ion binding; ATP hydrolysis activity; ATP binding. NCBI's taxonomy places the organism in Eukaryota, Fungi, Chytridiomycota, Chytridiomycetes, Rhizophydiales. The record is from RefSeq and is a predicted model, not a curated record.